Messenger RNA from Gorilla gorilla gorilla (western lowland gorilla), 820 nucleotides. RefSeq names its product leucine twenty homeobox (gene LEUTX). The record is from RefSeq and is a predicted model, not a curated record. The transcript is spliced from 3 exons. Gene Ontology annotation, molecular function: RNA polymerase II cis-regulatory region sequence-specific DNA binding; DNA-binding transcription factor activity, RNA polymerase II-specific. Gene Ontology annotation, cellular component: nucleus. Lineage: Eukaryota; Metazoa; Chordata; Mammalia; Primates; Hominidae. The coding region runs from base 68 to 664 and encodes 198 amino acids. Gene Ontology annotation, biological process: regulation of transcription by RNA polymerase II.
ACAUAGACUCAGCUCAGGAGCUCUGCGGCACACAGCUGAUCGAACCCACUCAUUUCUAGAGGACACCAUGUUUGAAGGGCCAAGGCGUUAUCGUCGGCCACGCACAAGAUUUCUCUCCAAACAACUCACAGCAUUGAGAGAAUUGCUUGAAAAGACCAUGCACCCAAGUUUGGCUACAAUGGGGAAACUGGCUUCAAAGAUACAACUUGAUCUAUCCGUAGUAAAGAUCUGGUUCAAGAACCAGCGUGCCAAAUGGAAGAGGCAGCAGCGGCAGCAAAUGCAGACACAGCCAUCACUAGGACCAGCAAACCAGACAAUUUCAGUGAAGAAGGAGGAGACUCCCUCAGCCAUAACUACUGCAAACAUUCGUCCAGUAAGUCCUGGAAUCUCUGAUGCAAAUGACCAUGAUCUACGUGAGCCUUCUGGUAUCAAGAAUCCUGGAGGAGCCAGCGCCUCUGCGAGGGUUUCAUCCUGGGAUUCUCAGUCAUAUGACAUUGAACAGAUAUGUCUGGGGGCUUCAAAUCCUCCUUGGGCCUCCACUCUCUUUGGAAUAGAUGAAUUUGUAAAGAUCUAUGACUUGCCAGGGGAAGAUGACACCAGCAGCCUAAAUCAAUAUCUUUUUCCAGUAUGCCUUGAGUACGACCAGCUCCAAUCUUCAGUGUAACUUCUUACACAUCACUUCUAGGGGAGGUCUGGAUCUGACCCACUGAGACAUAUUUCCACACAUCUUUAAUGGUUUGACCCCAGUCUAAGUAGAUCAGGGGCUGGGAAUUUAUCUUUUUCUGUAGAAAAAACAAUAAAGGAACUCCCCUACCUUUCA